This is a messenger RNA of Cicer arietinum (chickpea), 1354 nucleotides long. It is a transcript of the gene BZIP, whose product is annotated as bZIP transcription factor. Gene Ontology annotation, molecular function: DNA-binding transcription factor activity; transcription cis-regulatory region binding. The record is from RefSeq and is marked provisional. Gene Ontology annotation, cellular component: nucleus. Gene Ontology annotation, biological process: positive regulation of DNA-templated transcription. Lineage: Eukaryota; Viridiplantae; Streptophyta; Magnoliopsida; Fabales; Fabaceae.
CUUCCACUUUCCUAUCAUAUCAGUCACACUUUCUAAAUAGGCACUAAGAUAUUUAUUUAUAUAUAUCAUAUGGUCCAUGAUUGCUCUUGACAUCUUCUCUCUAUCCUCCAAAAUUGCAUAUUAAUAAAAUUAAAUGUCCAACAUCUUGUUGUUAAUGUUUGAUAUUCAUGUAUCCAAUUCUCAGUGAAAUCUUCUUUUCUGGGUGUAUGAUCAAUUCCACUGUUAGGCGCAGGACCCAUUUAGUUCAAUCUUUCUCUGUUGCUUUUCUCUACUGGCUUUACUACGUUUCAUGAUUAUUAAUCCCUUUUACUUUAAUCCUAUAUCAUCUAUAUUUAUAUCUUAAUAUCUAUAUAUAUAUUUGCAGUAUUUUUGUGAGUUUGUUUGUUUAAUUCAAUUCUAGUACUAUUUGGGUCCUGCUAGUGUUAAUCUUUGUGUUUAGUACUAAUUAUUGAUUAAAAGGGUCAAGUUAAUUAAUUAGUAUAUCUCAUCAUGGCUUCAUCAAGUGGAACAUCUUCAGGGUCAACUUUGCUGCAGAAUUCUGGUUCAGAAGAGGAUUUACAGGUGUUGAUGGAUCAGAGGAAGAGGAAGAGGAUGAUAUCGAAUCGAGAAUCGGCUAGACGGUCUCGGAUGAGGAAACAGAAGCACUUGGAUGAUCUUGUGUCUCAAGUGGCUAAGCUGAGGAAGGAGAAUCAAGAGAUACUCACAAGUGUUAACAUCACAACUCAAAGGUGUUUGAGUGUUGAGGCUGAGAAUUCUGUGUUGAGGGCUCAGAUGACUGAGUUGAGCAAUAGGUUGGAAUCUUUGAAUGAGAUUGUUGGUGUUUUUAAUGCAAGCAAUGGAGUUUUUGGAACUGCAUCAACCACUUUUGUUGAGCCAAAUAAUAGCUUCUUCUUUAAUCCUUUGAAUAUGUCUUAUUUGAUGAACCAGCCUAUUAUGGCUUCUGCAGACAUAUUGCAAUAUUGAGUCUCAGAUGAGAUGUAAUAUCGACACUUCAGAUUGAAGAUGUAUCUGGUGACUAACAUGUGUUAGCGUCAAACACCAAUACAAUGAAAUAUAUGGUUAUAUUGAGUUAUUUCUUCUUUUCAAAUUAAUGUCACUGUCGUAUUAGGUGUCUGUGUAAGAUUUGAUUCGUGUCAAUUGAUGAGAUAUUGUAAUCACUACUACCAUAUAUGAUAAGGAAUAAGUGAAUGUGUGUGUGAUGAAGUGCAAGGGUUGUUAGGUGGUGGUUCUGUGAAUGGAACCUGUUUUAGAGACUAGUGUGUGAUAUUGAGGCAUUGGCUAUGGCCAAUAUAAUAUUGUUGUCACCUACCUUUGCUAUAUUAUAAUAAUAAGAUGGACCUAGUUCUUCAUGUAG